AUGAUCUGCGGUAACGGAGGAGGAGGCGGUGUCAAUGGAAGUGGAAGCGGAACAAUAUCAACUAGUGGCAGCCGAGGAGCAAGUAACAGCAAUAUUAGCGGAACUAAUGCAAUAGGUUUAACAGUAGCAAAUGCAACUGGUGGAACAACGUUAGGACCGCAUCGUCGCAUAUUGCGAGGUCAUGCUGCACAAACAACAAACGGUGAACGUGUACUUUUAAUUAAUUAUGUAUCACCAAAUGCAUCGGCUGCAACUUCGCCCACAUCCACAUCUAAUACAGUCGCGGCAGUUAAUCCAACAACUUCCCGCAAAAUCCUCCAUUCAAGAGCAACAAAUGUAAGUGGCAUGCAUAGUGCAACGCCAGUUUCAUUUGCUGGCCUCGGCUCUGAGGUCACCGUCACGUUAACACGCUCUGGAAAACCGCCCGCUGGUCAUAUUGUACGAAAUCAAUCGGUUACAGGCACCGAAAUUAUAGAAACGCCUGCUGUUCAUACUGCAUCAUCAUCUCCGCCGCCAUUAGUUUUCUCUCAUUCCCACGCACUACAUCAUGAUCCUCUUGAACUCCAAGAAUCAGAUCUUCACCAGCAGCAUGAUUACCAACACCAAGAACAACAACAACAGCAGCAUCAACAUCAAGAACACCAACAGAUUGUAAUACAUCAAACACAGCAUGAAAGUGAACUAAUUGAAUUCCAAGACACCGAUGUUACUGAACAUCAUUUGCAACAGUUGCAUGAGCAGCAAGAAUGUGUUGGUGGGGAGCAACAGGUCGAAGAGGUCUAUCUCAACUAA
This is a messenger RNA of Teleopsis dalmanni, 792 nucleotides long. Its product is annotated as probable serine/threonine-protein kinase DDB_G0267514. The record is from RefSeq and is a predicted model, not a curated record. NCBI's taxonomy places the organism in Eukaryota, Metazoa, Arthropoda, Insecta, Diptera, Diopsidae. The coding region runs from base 1 to 792 and encodes 263 amino acids. The transcript has a single exon.